AUGUUCUCCCCGUCAUAUCAUCGGCAAGACUGUGCCUCCAAGCAAGAAGAACGACAGAGGAAAUUGGAUGAAUUACCACCCUCGUUCUUCGAAGCCUGCACGGAGACCGAUAAUAAGGUCCUCGACCUGUCACUCAGUGAACUAGUCCAAUGCCACAACGCGGGUUCGCUAUCGACGGCGAGCAUUUUGCAAGCUUAUGGAAAGAAAGUGGUCUCAGCGCAAAAGGCCACAAACUGCCUGGCUGGGAUUAUGUUCCAAGAAGCUCUGACCCUGAAAGUUCCAGAUUCUCCAACUGGUACAGACCACACACUCACUGCUCCCGAACAACCCCUUUCCGGUGUCCCCGUCAGCAUCAAAGAUUGUAUUGAUAUCGAAGGCUACGACACCACCGUUGGCUACUCGUCUAAAGUCAACCGUCCUGCUUCGUCGUCUGCGGCAAUAGUCCGACUUCUCCAUGAUGCAGGUGCGAUCACCCACGUAAAAACUACCACACCUCCCGGUCUCAUCGGACUCGAGACAUCGUCCGACCUUUUUGGGCGAACGAGCAAUCCAUAUAACGAGAAGUACGUCAGCGGUGCUUCGACUGGUGGUGGGGGCGCGCUUCUUGCAUGCAGAGGGAGUGUUAUCGAAAUCGGUACCGACAUUGGCGGCAGCGUGAGGAUGCCCGCGCAUUUUUGCGGGAUCUACAGCGUGAAGUCUUCAGUAGGACGAUUUCCAGGUUGGGGUACGCUACCCCCUAUGCCUGGACUGGAAUCGGUGGCUGUUUCGUGUUCUCCUAUGUCUCGAAGACUGGAUGACCUUGAAGAAUUUUGGAAGCGCGUCAUGGAGAUGCAGCCGUGGGAUUACGACCACACAUGCAUUCCAUUGCCCUGGCGACCCAUAAAUCUUCAAGGGACAAAGCUGAAGUUUGGAGUUGUCUGGGAGGAUGGCAUUAUUUCUCCUUCUCCUGCUUGCCGUCGCGCUUUGCAAUGGGUUUGUGAUGCGUUGGUGAAGCAAGGUCACGAAGUAAUUGAUUUUUCACCCCCUAGCAUAGCAGAAGGUCUGAACAUCGGAUUCCAGUUAUGCUUUGCAGAUGGAGGCGCUGGUAUCUUUGGUACUGUUCGUAAGGACGAGAAACUUGACCCUGUCAUGCUCGGUAUCAAGAGUUUACUGGGGAUGCCCCUUUGGAUCAAGAAGAUCCUGGCGAUGAUAACGCGGAGGUUGACUGGUGAUGAAAUCCAGGCAUCGAUGCUCGAGACGGUUCACGCCAAAUCGCCAGCCGAGGAACGCGAGCUCGUCGUCUCCCGAGAUGAGUACCGAGCAAAGUGGCACCAUGCAUGGGAAGUCGAAGGGCUUGACUUUGUGCUCACAGUUCCGCACUCGUUGCCCGCCAUCCCUGCUGGAUCCGCAGAGAAGGUGACUCUAGUUUCUGCUGCCUAUAUGAUGAUUUUCAACAUUCUGGACUAUGCUGCUGGUGUUCUCCCGGUAUCUUUUGUCGACCGUGAGUCGGAUGCGCUACCGAAGGAUUUCAUGAAGAGUGCCGAAUACAAAAAUAUGGGGUUGGUUUCCAAGGGAGCGUACUCUGUGCGGUUUGAGGAAGAGAAGGUCUUGCAGGGUAUGAAGAUCAUUGAAGAUGCUCUCGAGGGGUGCGAUCGCAAGUUCGUUCCCCGGGAAUUUUGA
This is a messenger RNA of Suillus paluster, 1659 nucleotides long. Its product is annotated as amidase signature domain-containing protein. The transcript is spliced from 8 exons. Lineage: Eukaryota; Fungi; Basidiomycota; Agaricomycetes; Boletales; Suillaceae. The record is from RefSeq and is a predicted model, not a curated record. Bases 1 to 1659 code for a protein of 552 amino acids.